Messenger RNA from Lontra canadensis (Northern American river otter), 2352 nucleotides. RefSeq names its product protein kinase C alpha (gene PRKCA). The record is from RefSeq and is a predicted model, not a curated record. Gene Ontology annotation, biological process: protein phosphorylation. Gene Ontology annotation, molecular function: diacylglycerol-dependent serine/threonine kinase activity; zinc ion binding; ATP binding. Lineage: Eukaryota; Metazoa; Chordata; Mammalia; Carnivora; Mustelidae. The transcript is spliced from 17 exons. The coding region runs from base 34 to 2052 and encodes 672 amino acids.
CCCCGGCGGAGGCAAGAGGUGGUUGGGGGGACCAUGGCUGACGUUUUCCCGGCCAACGACUCCACGGCGUCUCAGGACGUGGCCAACCGCUUCGCCCGCAAAGGGGCGCUGAGGCAGAAGAACGUGCACGAGGUGAAGGACCACAAAUUCAUCGCCCGCUUCUUCAAGCAGCCCACCUUCUGCAGCCACUGCACCGACUUCAUCUGGGGGUUUGGGAAACAAGGCUUCCAGUGCCAAGUUUGCUGUUUUGUGGUUCACAAGAGGUGCCAUGAGUUUGUCACUUUUUCUUGUCCGGGUGCGGAUAAGGGACCUGACACCGAUGACCCCAGAAGCAAGCACAAGUUCAAAAUCCACACCUAUGGAAGCCCCACCUUCUGUGAUCACUGUGGCUCCUUGCUGUAUGGACUUAUCCAUCAAGGGAUGAAAUGUGACACCUGUGACAUGAACGUGCACAAGCAGUGCGUGAUCAACGUGCCCAGCCUCUGUGGGAUGGACCACACGGAGAAGCGGGGCCGCAUCUACCUGAAGGCCGAGGUCACCGACGAGAAGCUCCACGUCACCGUACGCGAUGCAAAAAAUCUAAUUCCUAUGGAUCCAAAUGGGCUUUCAGAUCCUUAUGUGAAGCUGAAACUUAUUCCUGAUCCCAAGAAUGAAAGCAAACAGAAAACCAAAACUAUACGCUCCACAUUAAACCCCCAGUGGAAUGAGUCUUUUACAUUCAAAUUAAAACCUUCGGAUAAAGACCGGCGACUGUCUGUAGAAAUCUGGGACUGGGAUCGAACAACAAGGAAUGAUUUCAUGGGCUCCCUUUCCUUUGGCGUCUCGGAGCUGAUGAAGAUGCCGGCCAGCGGAUGGUACAAGCUGCUUAACCAGGAGGAAGGUGAGUACUACAAUGUGCCCAUUCCAGAAGGGGAUGAAGAAGGCAACGUGGAGCUCAGGCAGAAGUUCGAGAAAGCCAAGCUUGGCCCUGCUGGUAACAAAGUCAUCAGUCCUUCAGAAGACAGGAGACAAACUUCCAACAACCUGGACAGAGUGAAACUCACCGACUUCAAUUUCCUCAUGGUGCUGGGGAAGGGGAGUUUUGGAAAGGUGAUGCUCGCUGACCGGAAGGGCACAGAGGAACUGUAUGCCAUCAAAAUCCUGAAGAAGGACGUGGUGAUUCAAGAUGAUGACGUGGAGUGCACCAUGGUGGAGAAGCGAGUCCUAGCCCUGCUGGACAAGCCCCCAUUCCUGACACAGCUACACUCCUGCUUCCAGACCGUGGACCGGCUGUAUUUCGUCAUGGAAUACGUCAAUGGAGGGGACCUCAUGUACCACAUUCAGCAAGUGGGAAAAUUUAAGGAACCACAAGCAGUAUUUUAUGCAGCAGAAAUUUCCAUUGGAUUGUUCUUUCUUCAUAAAAGAGGAAUCAUAUACAGGGAUCUGAAGUUAGAUAAUGUCAUGUUGGAUUCGGAAGGGCAUAUCAAGAUUGCCGAUUUUGGGAUGUGCAAGGAACACAUGAUGGAUGGGGUCACAACCAGGACCUUCUGUGGGACACCGGAUUACAUCGCCCCAGAGAUAAUCGCGUAUCAGCCAUAUGGAAAAUCCGUGGACUGGUGGGCCUACGGCGUCCUAUUAUAUGAAAUGCUAGCCGGGCAGCCUCCCUUUGACGGCGAAGACGAAGACGAGCUAUUUCAGUCCAUAAUGGAGCAUAACGUCUCUUAUCCCAAAUCCUUGUCCAAGGAGGCUGUUUCCAUCUGCAAAGGACUGAUGACCAAACACCCAGGCAAGCGGCUGGGUUGCGGGCCAGAGGGGGAGAGAGACGUGCGGGAGCAUGCCUUCUUCCGGAGGAUCGACUGGGAGAAACUUGAGAACAGGGAGAUCCAGCCGCCCUUCAAGCCCAAAGUGUGUGGCAAAGGCGCAGAAAACUUUGACAAGUUCUUCACGCGAGGGCAGCCUGUCUUGACACCACCCGAUCAGCUGGUCAUUGCUAACAUAGACCAGUCUGAUUUCGAGGGGUUCUCGUAUGUCAACCCCCAGUUUGUGCACCCCAUCUUGCAGAGUUCAGUAUGAAACCCGCCACUGAGAACCAACGCCUCCCCAGCCCCCAGGCCCCCCCACAGUGGGAAAUGAUCCUUAACCCUAAAAUUUUAAGGCCAUGGCCUUUUCUCUUGUUCCAGAUUGAGGGGAGGGGGGCCUGAAAAUUUUAGGGUUAUUAGUCCAAAUGUGAGUAACUGUUCAGGGUCUCUCUCUUACAACCAAGAACAUUAUCUUAGUGGAAGAUGGUAUAAUGUACAGUGUCCAGUUUAAUUAUGUCGAAGUCCUGUCUGGCUGUAGGUUAACCCUUCCUAGAAAGCAAACAAGCUCUCCCCC